Molecule: messenger RNA, 2790 nt
Organism: Cryptosporidium ubiquitum
Lineage: Eukaryota; Apicomplexa; Conoidasida; Eucoccidiorida; Cryptosporidiidae
Product: Na+ H+ and K+ H+ antiporter
Exons: 1
Coding region: 1-2790 (929 amino acids)
Biological process (GO): proton transmembrane transport
Cellular component (GO): membrane
Molecular function (GO): sodium:proton antiporter activity
Source: RefSeq, a predicted model, not a curated record
AUGACGGUAUUAUCAGCUGUGGCAGAAGCAGUGAUGUCGCAUGAAGCAGGAGGAGUACCGAUACUUGUUGGAUUUGUGAGUACAUGUUUACUUGGAUCAGCAUUAUUGGAAUGGAUAUUAUCAGUAGUCUUUGUUCGACAGCCCCCGACAACUGUGGCUCUGUUCUGCUAUGGAAUGUUUUUGAGUUACAUAUGUGAAUCAUUUUCAUUAGGUACAUUGGCUGAAGGAGUACGUAUUGUUGAGAGGACAGAUCCGAACGUUAUAUUUUAUAUAUUACUACCUAUUUUUUUAUAUGAAUCUUCAGCUACAUUAAACUUUCAUGUUUUUAGUAGAAAUCUCCCAUCAGCUUUACUUUUAGCUGGCCCAGGAGCGAUUUUAACGAUGGUAUUACUGGCUUUUGCAGUUAAGUUUAUCACAAGUAUGAACUUUGUUUUAUGUUUCCUAGUCAGUUCUGUGCUUUCAGCAACUGACCCUGUGGCAGUAAUUGCUUCUCUUCAUCAGCUGAAUGCACCUGAAAAGCUAGCUUCCGUUGUAGAUGGUGAGUCAUUGCUAAAUGAUGGUGCGGCUGUAGUUUUCUUCGAAGUUUUUAGAGAAGUUAUAAUUUCUGGUAUGUCGUCUUAUAGUCAUUAUGUUUGGACAUUUAUUAGAUUAGCAAUCGGAGGACCUGCUGUUGGUGUUAUAUUUGGAUUCCUAAUUUCUGUUUGGUUAAGAGCUGCUCAAGCACUUGGUGGAGUACAGGUAAUUGGCGUUACAGCUUCUGUAUACUUUGUCUUCUUCAUUGCUGAUGAGCUCCGCACCUCUGGAGUACUUGCUACUGUAGUUUUUGGACUUUUUAUGUCAGCUUGGGGUCCAACAUGCUUCAGACCAAAGGCUCAAGAAUCACACUUCCAUUUUGUAAAAAUUUUUGCUCAUUUGGCAAACCAUCUUAUUUUUGUCUUAUCAGGAGUUGUAAGUAUGAGAAUCUUCAGACCUUACUGGUCGGAUGGAAGAAUGUGGCUUAACUUAAUAUUGGUUUAUAUUGCUAUGAACAUUGUCAGAGGAAUUAUGGUUGCAACUUUAUUACCUUUAUUAAAUAAGGUUGGAUCAGAUUUAUCUUUUAAAGAAGCUGUGAUUCUUAUAUAUGGAGGUUUAAGAGGUGGAGUUUCUAUGGCCUUAGCUAUGGUUUUUGAAGGAGACUCCUCUGUAACAGACUCUAUUAGAUCUCAAGUAGCAUUUUAUGUCGCUGGCGCAGUUUCCUUAUCUCUUUUAGUUAAUGGGACUACUGUAGAGACACUUUAUAAGAAGCUGAAGAUCUAUACCGUUCAGAAUUUCAGAAGAGCCUUUUUGCUCAAAGUUAUGGAGGGGAUAGAUGAUGAAUAUAUGAAAGCUUUUGAGGAGCUUAAAUGUCAUUGGCUUUUUGGUAAUCACACAAAUGCUUUAGAUGCAGCAAAUUUACUGGUUCCAAGACUUAAAGAUGGUUAUUUGGAUUUUUAUGGCGAUUUACACAUAUUAUUAACUCCCCCUCCGCAUGUGUUUGCAAGAUUGCAUGUAAAAGGUAUCGAGUCACAAGUGGAAGAUUAUUCAAAAUAUCGUAGUAUGGCAGUAGAUGAUGUUGAACAUGGGGAUGAUGAAUUUAAUCAUUUGAAUAGUAUGGGUGGUAGCAUAGGAAGAGAAAGGUCUAGAUCAGCUUUGGUUGGUGUGGAUGGUUUAGAUAUUGAUGAGAGAUGCUGGAACAUUAUUGCAACAUCAGUAAAGAUGGCAAAGAGUCAGCCAUCUGUGGAUUCUAGUGCAAGAGGAAGUCUUCUCCCUUCAUUGGAAGAACAUAACAAUGCACUGGGCGAACCUGACGAAAAUGCGUCCAUUAUUAGCUUUAAGAAUAAGAGAAAGUUAGAAAGUAGCACAAUUCAAGAGAUUGAAAAUUCUGGUUCAGGUAGUGGUGAAUGUUCAGCCUUGCUUGGAGGUAGCAGUACAAUUAUUAAAGAGGAAAGAUCGCUUUCUGAGUCUGCUCCUUUGGUCAAAUCAGAACAGGAAGAUGAAAUUACACAGAAUAAGAGACAUACAUACGAUGACGCAACUCAAGUUAAUGCAGUUCCAGAGAAAAUAUUGGGUUACACAGAAACUGAUGAGAAUAAAGGUAGAAGUCCCACAUUUGCUCCUUUACUUAUGGCCACAGGAUCUUUACAUACUUUUGCAGAACAGGAGCUUUUAGUGUGUAAUAUGGUUUUCAAUACUUGCUGGCAAAGCUAUGACUUAAUGUUUCGUAAACAUGUUAUUUCUGGUACAUCACUUUUAACUUUAAAAAAGGCAAUAAACAAGGCAAAUCAUGCAAGUCCUGAAGAAAAGACUAGCCCAUUUACUGUUGAGUGGGAAUCAAUUAGAAGCGACUUAAGGUCAACAAAGAGACCUAGUUUCAUUUUUAACAUGUGGCAGUCAGACUUUGAAAAGAUUCUCCAUGAUAUGGAGGUUUUGUUUGCUUUUAUAAAUGCUAACAAAGAUCUUAUGAAGGCAGGUGGAUUUGAGGUAGAAUGUCUUUUGGGUGCUUCUUUAUUGGAUUCAUACAAAAGACGUAUGAUUCAGGCUAAACAGGAACUGCAAAGAUUGCGCGACCAAUUUACUAAUUACUAUGUUCUAGGUCUUGCAAUUAUUGCCACUAAUAUGCUUCUCAAUGUCAAAGAACAGAUUGUUUCGGUUGAAGUUUCUAGAGGUGUACUUUUAGAAGAAGACGAAGAGAAAAUUACUGAUAUACUUGAACAACAAAGAUUGGCUCUUGAUGCAUUUAUUUCUCAAGGUGCUGAGACCCAAUCAAUUUAA